This is a messenger RNA of Blepharisma stoltei, 2316 nucleotides long. The record is from the annotation of a GenBank genome assembly. Lineage: Eukaryota; Ciliophora; Heterotrichea; Heterotrichida; Blepharismidae.
AUGGAAUUAAAAUUAAAGAAAAAUUGGGAUAAUUCGGAAGUAAUUUUUAAUAUGGACGAAGUAAACAAAAAUUCGAAACCUGGAAACACUUCAAAAGUAAAGAGCCCUGAAACUAAAGAUGCUGGGCUUGAAAAACAUAUGAACAGCAAGCUUUUUCAAAGAUUUCUCAAAAAAGAAGGGGUCAAAUUACAAGACCCGUCAUUGCGAGCAGUCACAAAAACAGAUGAGAGGCCUAUAAAACCUGCGAAUAAGACUAAUCCUGCCCCAAAAGUAGAGGAAAACCUUCAAAAAUCAAUUGAAGACGAUCCUCCAAAUUUUACAUAUCAGGACAAGUUCAGAGAUCCAGAUCCAAAAUUGAAAUCUCCAGAGCCACCUAUUAUGGAAGAGGACGAAGAAGAGCAUUAUUCAGACAAGCCAAGCCCACGAUAUGAUCGGUAUCCUCCACCACUAGAGCCUUUCGAUAACUAUGAAAAAGAGGAAGACCCGUACGACAAGAUGUUUGAGCACCCUAUCUUUUCCCCAAAAGAGAAGCCAGGAGAGCUUAAAAAGAUCCCUGGGAAUAAGUAUUUCUCUAGAGAGCAGUCUUCUGAAGAACUGUCUCCUUAUGCUUCACAGAAUUUUGAAAAAAAUGAAUAUCAGGGAAGAGAUCAGCAAAGAAAUCUUACUUCGGGGUCUGGGAGAUAUCAAAGAGAUGAGGACGAAAUUGACUUCAGCCCAGAAGAGCACAUUGCAGAUGGCACUGGGAAGUUUACAAACCCUGACUAUGAGCUUAAAGGAUACUCAGAACACCUGAAUCCUGGAGAAAGCUAUGCUUACUAUGAUGAGCCCUCAAUCCGAAAACAAAACACCAAGUCUGCAAAUAUCCCUCCUACAAAUAUUCCUCCUGCACAGGUCCCUCAGCUUCCUCAAGUCAUGCCUCAAUACCCAAUGCCCCCUCACCCUUAUAUGGGAUAUUUUCCUAUGUAUUACAACCCAGGGAUGCCUGGCCCUGAUUUUAAACCUUAUGAGUCUGGACCUGAGACUCGGCGAAAAGACGAAACCGAGAAGCUUAAAAGUGACUACGAAGAAUUGCUCAGUAAAAAAGAUGAAGAAAUCAAAAAACUGAACCGGCAUUUGGAAAAUGCAAGGCUGGACUAUGAUGAGCUAGAAGAAAGAAUGAACUCAGGUGGAGACUUAGAAAGGAGAUUUACCAACAUGAAGGUAGAAAGAGACAUGCUCGACAGAAAACUAAGGACUGCUGAAGAAGAAAAUGAUAAUUUAAGACAUCAGCUAGACAAUGCAAAAGAGGAUCUUGAAGUCUUUAGAAGUCAAAAUGAAGACGCAGAAAGGAAUAUCAAGAACAAGACACAAGACCUUGAAAGAGAGCUGAGGGCGUCUAAAGAUACAAUUGACGACCUAGACAGGCAGCUCAUUAAAGAAAAAGAAAAAAAUAUCAACAUGACCAGGAAGCUAGCCAAGAAAAAAGACAAACUUUAUCAACUGGAAAAUGAUUUAAAAAGAAGUGAGGCGACAAUUCAGAGAUUGGAAAGAGACUUGGAGUCUGCAAGAGACCAAGCAACUUAUGACGCUCGGCAACAAAGACGGGAGAUUGAAUCCCUUCGUAGACAGGUGGAUUCUUUGUCAAAAGAGCUUGAGAACGCUGAUGCUGAUACAAGAAGAGAGGUAAGGAGCUCUAAGGUUUCAAGGAGUGCUAGAAAUGAGAUAACAAGGUAUGCAAAAGAAGAAAAACCACUAAAUGAGGACUGGUAUAAAGAAGAAAAGCCGGCAAAGUGGGAUGAAAAACCACUGUCUGACCAAUGAUAUAAAGAAGAAAAACCAGCCAAACGUGAAGAGCAGAAGCUGUCUGAAGCUUGGUACAGAGACGAGAAGCCAGCAAGGAGGGAUUUUAGAGAAGAUAGGCCUAAAAGUCCACUUAAUAGCUAUGAUGAUGCCCAGCCACCUCCAAAUCAGUCAAAAAAGAUUUCCGAGCAAGUAAAGGCCAGAAUUGGGGCUACUGUUUCUACAUCUGUCAGCAGUGCUUUAUCAUGGGAAACCAACCAAACAGCCCCUCCUCCACCUGUAAAAACCAAAAAUGUGAGAGACCCAAACAAAGAGCAGACUUUUAGAAACGAAGACUCCAUUCAAAACUUAGAAGACAAGCUACUAAACUUGCAAAUAGACAAAAAGAAGCUGGAAGAAGAGUUCUCAAAGCUUCCUGAGCACGCAAAGAAGAUUUCAAUCAUAAGGCGAAGAGAAGAAGUUGAGCAGGAGCUGAAUCUCCUAAACUCAAACAUCGUCACAAUUAAAAAUAAAAUAAGGCAGCUGCAGUACCCAUAA